Messenger RNA from Acipenser ruthenus (sterlet), 3127 nucleotides. RefSeq names its product nicotinamide phosphoribosyltransferase 1 (gene nampt1). Lineage: Eukaryota; Metazoa; Chordata; Actinopteri; Acipenseriformes; Acipenseridae. Bases 111 to 1586 code for a protein of 491 amino acids. The record is from RefSeq and is a predicted model, not a curated record. The transcript has 11 exons. Gene Ontology annotation, molecular function: nicotinamide phosphoribosyltransferase activity. Gene Ontology annotation, biological process: NAD+ biosynthetic process.
UCCACUAAUUUGUACAUCUGCUCUACCCCAGCGACGACGCUUGGUUGCGAGUCCAUGCAGUACAGAAUACAAUAGAUACUGAUAUAGCAGCAGGACGAGUCAAAGGGAAGAUGGAACACAGAGGCACAGACUUCAGUAUAUUGCUAGCUACGGAUUCCUACAAGGUGACUCACUAUAAGCAGUACCCUCCCAACACAAGCAAAGUAUAUUCCUACUUUGAGUGCCGUGAAACAAAGACUGAGAAUUCCAAGGCCAGGAAGGUGAAAUAUGAGAAAACAGUAUUUUAUGGCUUGCAGUAUAUUCUGAAUAAAUACUUAAAAGGCAAGGUGGUGACUCUGGAAAAAAUACAGGAAGCCAAGGAGGUUUACAGAGAACAUUUUCAAGAUGAUGUUUUUAAUACAAAAGGAUGGAACUACAUUCUAGAGAAAUAUGAUGGUCAUCUCCCCAUCGAAAUAAAGGCUGUCCCUGAGGGCAGUGUUAUUCCAAGAGGAAACGUGCUCUUCACUGUUGAGAGUACUGAUCCUGAAUGCUACUGGUUGACCAACUGGGUCGAGACUAUCCUUGUCCAAGUCUGGUAUCCAGUCACUGUUGCUACCAACUCCAGGGAGCAGAAAAAAAUUUUGGCCAAAUAUUUGAUGGAAACAUCUGGGAACUUGGAACGUCUAGAAUACAAGCUGCAUGACUUUGGAUACAGAGGAGUCUCCUCACAAGAGACCGCUGGUAUAGGUGCAUCGGCUCACUUGGUUAACUUCAAAGGAACAGACACUGUAGCAGGGAUUGGUGUUAUUAAGAAAUACUACGGGACCAAGGACCCAGUGCCAGGAUAUUCUGUUCCUGCAGCAGAACACAGUACUAUUACAGCCUGGGGAAAGGAUUAUGAAAAAGAUGCAUUUGAGCACAUUGUAAAGCAGUUCCCUUCAGUGCCGGUAUCAAUAGUCAGUGACAGCUAUGACAUUUACAAUGCCUGUGAAAAGAUAUGGGGUGAAGACUUGAGGAGCUUAAUCGAGAUCCGCAGUGCUGAUGCUCCUCUUAUUGUCAGACCAGACUCAGGAAAUCCACUGGAUACAGUACUGAAGGUGCUGGAGAUCUUGGGAAAGAAGUUUACUCCCACAGAAAACAGUAAGGGGUUUAAGGUGCUACCCCCUUACAUCAGAGUUAUCCAGGGAGAUGGUGUGGACAUCAAUACUUUGCAGGAGAUUGUAGAAGGCAUGAAGGAACACAAAUGGAGUAUUGAAAACAUUUCCUUUGGUUCGGGUGGAGCCUUACUGCAGAAAUUAACCAGAGAUCUCCUAAACUGCUCUUUCAAGUGCAGUUACGUGGUAACCAAUGGCCUGGGGGUAAACGUGUUCAAGGAUCCAGUGGCAGAUCCAAAUAAAAGGUCAAAGAAAGGUCGCCUGUCUUUGCACAAAACACCCAGUGGGGAGUAUGUUACUCUUGAAGAGGGCAAGGGAGAUUUGGAAGAAUACGGUGUGGAUCUGCUUCACACAGUUUUCAAAAAUGGCACGAUAAUUAAGACGUACACCUUUGAUGAAGUGAGAGAAAAUGCCAAAUUGAAGGAGACUGAACUGGAAGAACUGCUUCACUAAUUUGAGGUGGUGUAUAUGUAUCAAAGCCUGUGAAAUAGUGUCCAAAUACACCCACCCUCCAUUGAGCACCAUCCUUGGAAACCAAUCUUUCUGCGAAUAAUAUUUAUGGAGGUUUUAAUUCCUUUUAUGACCCUUUUGGGGGGCCAAGGUGGCACAAAAAGGCCUAACAAUGAGGGUAGAGUGUAAUCGGCUUUUUUUGUACAGGUCUGUAAUGUUUUAAAUUUCAGAAUCUACCAAACAUUGUUGUACUGUUAAAGAUGGGAAAAGUAAAGACCAAGAGCAUAUUGCCAUGCUUUAAACUAAUGCAGUUUAUAUUGUAUAUAGUUCCAAAGGUUGCACCGACAAUACUAAUUUUAAAAUGACUGGUAAAUGUAUACUUAUGCAAGUUUCUCAGAGUCAACACUUUGUUCAGCUGUAGCAUAAUCGAUAAAUGUUGCUGAAUGUGAAAGCAGUGUAUGCUGACAGUUCACUUGUUGUUCAGAACUAGAUUUGUUUUAAACAAAUAGGUGUUUGAUUGGAAAAUGCACUUUUUAUUUGUUACCUUUUUUAUGUUUUCAGGUGCCUUUGCCUUUUGUUUCUAAAACAACUCUGUGAAAGCCAAAUGACAGUAUGGCCACUUCUGUAGUAACAAUCGCAAUGCUAGGCGUCUAAUCGCUAUCUUGCUAAAGAAAGAAUAAAAUUAGGCUUCACAAAUCAGUUAUUUUCUGUUUUGUACUACAACAAAAAAAAUUGUUAGGACAUUUGUGGAACAUACUGUAAUUUCAAAAAUAAAGUACUGUAUGCCACCUUUUUAAUCGAAUAAGAAUCAAUUUACAAGAAGCUGAUUUUAACAUUUUAUAUUUAACUAUUCGGUUCAAACUUGUAUCUUUAUGACUUGAAGGUAAAUUGUGUUUGAAAUGUGUUGCAGUAAAUGUAUAAAUCUAUUAUAGCUGUUAUUGUGGCCAAAUUAUAUUACUACUUGAUAGCAUUACCUACAUGGGGAUACAUGCUAUAUAGGAAGACGGACAUUAUUAUUAUUAUUAUUAUUAUUAUUAUUAUUAUUAUUAUUAUUAUUUUAAUCCACAAUUACAAUUUAUUCAGUUUUAUACCAGUUAAGUCAUGAGUUCCCUACAACUGUGUUUAUAUCUAAUCCACUUCCAGUUAAGUGUGGGUGCGCUGCAGAAUGAAUGCUGUAAAAGUCUGUUGAUUUAAGUUGCUUGUAUUGUUUUAUGUACUGAUGUAAUGUUUCCAGAAUUGAUUUCAGACUUUUUGUAUAACCUGCUGUAGCUAUGUUGUCAAUAAUAUUAAAGUGACCACCCUAACUGUUACAUAAAUGUUUGUUUUUCUUGUAACUGUAACAUUAAGGGGACUGUAACACCUUUUAUUGCUGCUGUUGGCACAAUUUACAAUUACAACACAUCAGAAAAGACUUUUAUUUCUACUAGAUUUAUAGUUGAAUCUACUGCUGCCUUUGUGAUUAAACUAUUUCAUUGUUUGAAUACAAUUGUUCUAACAUUUGACCAGAUCUGUGUGUGCUGAAAUAAAAAGCAGCAUCCAUACAA